CUUCCGGGCCCCGCCCCCUUCCGGGCCCCACCGCGCGCUCGCUGCCGGCGCGGCCGCACGCACGUACCGGGCGAUGUCGCUGUACAGCGCGGCCGCCGCCGUCCUGCAGGGGUUGGAGCGGGGACAGGGCGGCCUCAAGAGCCUCGUGUACAACAGCGGCUUCCCGCGCAUUCGCCUGCUGUAUGCGCUGGUGUGCGAGACGCUGCGCUUCGCCCCGGUGCUCGAGAAGCUGCUGUCAGGCUCCGCGCUGCUGCAGGCUGAGAAGAAGCUGUCCCCACAGCUUGCCAAGGUGCUGGUGUAUGACCUACUCUUCGGCAAGGGGCUGCGGUGUGGGGGUCGCUGGAAGGCGCUGCUGCGUCGGCACCGAACCCGCCUGGAGGCCGAGCUGGCCCGCAUGAAGGUGCAGCAGAAGGUGAGCCGCAACGAGGACCUGCUGGUGCCAUCAGCGAGACCAGACGCCCCCCAGGUACCGCGCUAUGUGCGAGUGAACACGCUGAAGACGUGCGUGGAUGAUGUGAUUGAUUUCUUCAAGCGCCAGGGCUACUCCUACCUGGGCAAGGCAGCCAGCGUGGAGGAUCUAAGGACCCUUUCUGGGAAGAAAUUCCUGUUGGAUCUUCAUCUCCCGGAGCUGCUGGUUUUUCCUCCACAGACGGACUUCCAUGACAAUCUGCUGUACACCUCAGGACACAUAAUUCUGCAGGACAAGGCCAGCUGCCUCCCUGCCUUCCUCCUCGACCCCGCUGCUGGCUCACACGUCAUCGAUGCCUGUGCUGCCCCGGGGAACAAGACCAGCCACUUGGCUGCCAUCCUGAAGAACAAGGGCCAGAUCUUUGCCUUUGAUGUGGACACCAAGCGCCUGGCCACCAUGAACACCCUGCUGAUGCGGGCUGGUGUCACCGCCUUCCAGCUUGCCCAGCAGGACUUCUUGACUGUGGAUCCUGGAGACCCCAAGUACCGCAAUGUGGCCUACAUCCUCCUCGACCCGUCCUGCAGCGGUUCAGGAAUGGUGAACCGGGUGCCACAGGAGGAGGCUGCCCCGACUGCCCAGCGGCUGCAGGCGCUGGCUACCUUCCAGCGCAAGGUUUUGAGCCAUGCCCUGAGCUUCCCAGCUCUCCAGCGCCUGGUCUACUCUACGUGCUCUGUGCACCAGGAAGAGAAUGAGGACGUGCUGCAUGUGGUGCUGCAGGAGUUGAGCUCAGCCUUCAGGUUGGUGGACGCCUUCCCUUCCUGGCCCUGCCGAGGCAUCGCUGCCUUCCCCGGGGCUGAGUGCUGCCUCCGUGCCUCUCCUGCCGCCACGCUCACCCACGGCUUUUUUGUGGCUGUCCUGGAGCGGUGCAAUGAAGGGACUGCUGCCCCAAGCUCCCCGCCAGUGGCAGCUGAGGAGAACUCACAGCACAAAAAGGGAACAAAGCUGGGAGCAGCUUCCAAGAAGAGGAAGAGGAAGAAGCAGCAGGUUGCAGCUGAGGAGAACCUGCAGCACGGAAAAGGAGCAGACCCAGGAGCAGCUCCCAAGAAGAGAAAAAGGAAAAAGCAGCGCGUGAAUGAGUGAAACAUUUUUAGGUCUUGGCCAUGCCCAGUAGCGGCUGGCCAGGAACACUCUGGCUAGAGUGAGGAGGGUAUUCUACCAUCCUAUGCGCUAAGGCUCCUUAACCCAGCCUUUGUAAGGCUGGAAGAGAUUAAAGUUUCU
Messenger RNA from Cuculus canorus (common cuckoo), 1687 nucleotides. RefSeq names its product NOP2/Sun RNA methyltransferase 5 (gene NSUN5). The transcript is spliced from 10 exons. Gene Ontology annotation, biological process: rRNA base methylation. Gene Ontology annotation, molecular function: methyltransferase activity. The record is from RefSeq and is a predicted model, not a curated record. The coding region runs from base 74 to 1549 and encodes 491 amino acids. NCBI's taxonomy places the organism in Eukaryota, Metazoa, Chordata, Aves, Cuculiformes, Cuculidae. Gene Ontology annotation, cellular component: nucleolus.